GCCGCCCCGCCCCACAAGGCCCCGCGCGGCCGCGGCCUCCCCUCAGCGCGGCGGCUCCGCGGCCGGAGCGGCGGCCAUGGCGCCUCCUGAGCGCGGGAGCGAGAUGCAGUAACACCUUUUUGCUACUUACAGAAGUUGCUAAAGUUUCUGUUGGUUUGAGGACGCUGCUGAUUUUGUUUGUUUUGUAAAGGCCCAUCAUUGAAACUGUUUCUCAGCAUCUCUAUGGACAAGAGGCUAUAGUAGGAGACAACCUCUGUGGGCAAGUAUGGGCUGCCGGGACGUUCAUGCGGCGACCGUGCUGGCCUUCCUCAGUGGAACAGCCUCGGUAGCUGGGCUGCUUGCAGCGGUUCUGCUUCCAAACUGGAGGCAGAUGAGACUGUACACGUACAACAAGAACGAGAGGAACGUGACGGUUUACACCGGACUCUGGAUUAAGUGCGCGCGCUUUGAUGGGAGCAGGGACUGUGUGAUCUAUGACCCGCAGUGGUACACGGCUGUGGAUCAGCUGGAUUUGCGUGUUCUUCAGUUUGCCCUUCCUCUGAGUAUGUUCACUGCUGUCUCAGCUCUGUUCCUGUGCAUGAUUGGCAUGUGUAACACGGCCUUUGUAUCCACCGUGCCAAACGUCAAGCUGGCCAAGUGCCUGGUAAACAGUGCAGGCUGCCAUCUCGUGGCCGGCCUCCUGUUCCUGCUUGCCUGUGCCAUUUGUCUCAUUCCGUCCAUCUGGGUCAUUUUUUAUAACAAUUAUCUGAACAGGAAAUACGAGCCCAUCUUCAGCUUUGACAUCUCUGUAUUUAUUGCCAUUGCCAGUGCUGGCGGUCUGUUUUUCACUUCCAUCAUGCUGUUCCUGUGGUACUGUGCAUGCAAAAGCCUCCCUUCUCCCUUCUGGCAGCCCCUGUAUUCCCACGCCCCCAGCAUGCACAGCUAUGCCUCUCAGCCCUACUCCGCACGUUCUCGCCUCUCUGCCGUAGAAAUCGACAUUCCUGUUGUGACACAUUCAUCUUAAGGAGACAAAGCCUUGGAAGCCAAGUUCUUGUGCUCGUUCAAGCCAUGAAAAUUGUAGGCUUGAUUCUCUGUGCUGCCCUGCACUGAGCAUAAUUCUUUGUAAGGUCAAGUUUCCCAAGGCACAAAGCCAUGGAGGCCUGAGUUCAGCAAGUCUGUUGCUGUUCUGGUCUGUUUGUUACUUCUUGACCACCUUUCUUCUUUUUUUUUUUUUUUUUCUUAUUUUUUGGCUCUGAGCUCACUACAGUCACAAUUGCUGCUAAUGCUAGAUCAGUACACUAACAAUUGUAUGCAUCCAUCCUUUUGCUUGCUGAUGUCAAAGGAGGUUUGGACGUCUUUGAGAUUUAAUAAGCUAUUUCUAGGUUCCAAUCUCAUUGUAAGACCCUUGCACCCGUGUAUUGUCCAGAUGCAGGCAGUGGAACUGGGUGUAGGGGAUUCACUGAGUUUCUUGUUCAUCCAGACCCACAUAUUGUAAUAUGUGAUGUCUGAAAAGGGUGUUUGGCAGACUAAUUCAGUUCUGUGCACUGUUCUUUGGUUUUUUGCUGCACACACAUACAGAUACCUGCUUUGGAACUUCUGUAAUAGAAUUAGUGCCAAAUUACCCUUUAUUUUCAAUGUAGCUGUCAGAAGGAAUAAAACUGAUUUAACUACGAAUAUUGUUCUGUGCUCUAAUAGCAUUUUGUGAAUUACUGGAGGCUAGAAAUCUUUUGUGAAUUUUAUUUCUAGUCUGUUUUUUACUAAGUUAGCAAAUUCACAAGAUCUAUUUUGUGAUUAAAAGUAAAAACACUAGUAUUUAAAAAUUGUGAUUAGAACCUCGGAUGUUUUAUUUGAAGGCCUUCUUAAAAAUGGAUUUUCAAGUAUGAUGUAAAGUGUUCAGUUCUGGAGAGAAAUGUCACUCCCUACAAGGAAGGUUAGGAAAAUCAUGAAGAAUUAUGAAGACUAUGAAAGAUCCUUUUGAAACACUGUGUACAAGCUAUAACAACACCUCUCUGAAAAGGGAAUUAUAACCCUGGGGAGAGGUUUUUUUAAUCUAGAUGUUUUUUAAAAGUGUAUAUACAAGGACCAAUGAGCUUGUGUUUUUUUCAUAGUUGAUCUUUAUGGUUGAUGGACUUUUCAUGCUGUAGCUUAUUUCAUUACUGAUUAAGAAUUAACCUUUUCAGCUUGGUUCUUUAACACCUUUCAAAUUCAGCUAUUUUAAAAUCGAGUUAUUUCCCUUGCUGCCACCUCAUAAAUGCAGAAAGUUUCCUGAUCCUAUUUUCCAUAAGAUGCUAUUUUGAGUAACUUUUGAGCUUCACUGUGUAGCUCUGCAAGGAUGAAGAGGGAUUGUAAAUUCCCAACCUGGGAUGUCUUUAAAUCACUUUUUGCCUUCUAAAAUACAGAGCAGGAGAUGAGACCUAAGGAUCCAAGCUCUUUAAUAUGGGCUUUGACAUUACUUGAAAAUUUCAUGACAGUGAGUUGAAGAGUGCUAUAAUUAAAGCAAGCAUUUGAUUCUCUCAGGUUUUGGUAAAUUAGGAUCUUAUGUUUAAGAUGUCAUCCCAGUAAGGAAAGCUGUUUUGAUUGGUGGCAUUCUGGAGCUUAGUGGAUAUUUGCAUUUCAUUAACCCCAGAAUAAAUUUGGUUUUCUAAAAAAAAAAAACAAAUCAAUUUCUUUAAUUCCAGUUCUGAAGAUUCAUCCAAGGUCCUGAAAACCCUUUAGUUUCCUCCUCUAGGUGUUAGGAAUAGAAACAAGUACUGUACUGGGCAAAUCUUGGUCUGUUAAAAUUUGUGAAAUAACACUAUGCAAAGAAAGAUCGUGUUUGAGCUGGCAGAUCUCAGACUUCAGUGGACUGAGGGAGGAAGCUGAUCUCUAUCAUAAUUCCCAGCAUUGUCAGUAAAGUGCCAGGCCUUUAACACAGUGCUUGAUUUAACAGAAGUCUUAAGGAAUUAACACUGUAGACAAUAAAGAGUAUGUAAGGAAAUAUGCCUCUAAAGGCCUAAACAUGAUACUCUUUUAGGUUUACAGGGUGUGAGAGUAUGAAGUAUCUUUUUUAAUGAGAUCAUGACUUGCAUGGGAUUAGGACAUGUGUAAUGACAUGCAAGCCAAGUUUUUCUCUUCAAAACUGAACUUUGCUUUACUGUUCAUCUGCUUGUCCAGCACUGUUGCUGGUUUAGCUGCCCGUCUCCCUUAAUGCCUUGUAAGGUCAAAGCAAAGGGGCCACUGGUGUGGGAUUUAAUGUCAUCUUGCUUCUGCAUCACUUCAGUGUCUUUCCUUCUUUGUGCCUUGCUUCAGUUAUGUGUUGGCCAGUAAAUGUUACAGUCAGCAUCUGAUACACUCUUUGAGCCUGAAUUUGUGAAGUAUUUUGAUCAUUUUUAAGAAUUGAUGAAUGUGUCUCUUGGUGACUUAAAAAGGAGCUGAAUUUUCAGCAUCUCCAGAACAAGAAUGACAGCCUGGCAAACUGUUGCUUUCUACAAGAAUAUAAGUUUAGCCAGUGUUGUUCUCUGUGCACUUUAAUAGCAGAUGCCUCUGACAGCUCUUUUGUAUUCUGACUUUGAUUUUUAUGCACAGAACUUUUAAUUAGUAUUUGCUGCUGCCUAAGCUGAUAACUUGUUGGUUUGAAAAUUGUGUCUUUCCAAAAGCCAGAGAUGAAUGAGUUAUGAAAAGUAGGGCUCCAGAAGAUAAUGGAUUCCAGCAUAGGUUUCAGUUAGCAAGCAGACUGUUGCAUCAUGUUCUAUCACCGAAGCAUAGCUGGUUUUCUUUCAUCAAUGCUGUUAAUAUGUUUCUGCUGAAUCCUAAGUGAAAUUACCUGGAAGUGCUGUGCUGUAUUUCCUUUGUUACAGAAAGACAUGGCCAACCUGUGACACUUGAGCUGAGUGCCACUCCAACUUCUUUUUUUUUUGCUAAGGUUGCCAUCGUGCCCAGCACCAGGGCUGGGGAGUGCCAGGCGUCCCUGGACUGGGAGAGAGCCCAUGUGUCCUGCAGGUAUGCCUGCCAGGGAACAGCCUUUGGGGAGCAGUUAGCACCCCUGCCUCUGACCAGCUGCACCUUCCUGGGCACUGCUUGUGCAGGACAAGCACUUGGGGUCUUGAACAGAAAGAUUUUAAUUUGUACCUUGUGCAGUAAAGGUUGGGUGCUCCGGGAUUACAGGAACCCGUCUUUUUUCAAGUAGUUCCUGUCCAACUUCUUUAAAUUGUGUUAAGUGUUGGUUCUUUUUAUGUGAAACAGAUGAUAUGUAUUUUUAAUAAAAGAGUCUCAUACAGA
Molecule: messenger RNA, 4236 nt
Organism: Zonotrichia leucophrys gambelii
Lineage: Eukaryota; Metazoa; Chordata; Aves; Passeriformes; Passerellidae
Gene: CLDN12
Product: claudin 12
Exons: 4
Coding region: 266-1003 (245 amino acids)
Cellular component (GO): plasma membrane
Source: RefSeq, a predicted model, not a curated record